AUGACGAAUAGUGGGGGAUCAUUGUGCGCCUUCUGUGGCCCCAACGAAUAUGCAGCCGCAAAAUCCAACAGCGAGUUGGAUUUUACGUGUUACGCGUGUCCUCCUAACACAUACGCGCCGAAAGGAUCUAUCGGCAUUUCAUCGUGUGUUGAGCAGCGCCCCUGUUCGAUGGAUGACGUGGAUGAGACGUACACGACGUGUAAGGAUGGCGUACGGAAUGUCAAAUACUCUUGGAGUGAGCCGCAGACGUGUGACUCAACACUGAAGAGCAGUAUUGAGCUCCCGAAAUCACAGAAAGGAGUGGAAUGCGCGAGCUGCGCACGUGGUUAUCAACUCUCAGAGGGAGACGAAUGUGAAGCUUGCGGCGUUAACGAGGCUUUAAGCGCUUCGGGUAAGUGUGAGGAGUGUCCUGCUGGUACUGUUGUGGUGAAUGCGCUUGAAUUCGGUGCUGGGACUCCGGAUGCGUGGAACUCGUGGCCUCAAAUUGUUGACAAGGAAGCAACAAAACAUGCAGGCUGGAAACUUACGAAGAGUGGGCUACUAUUUGCUCAACAUACAAGUGAUGACGACGACGAUGGAGACUGGAGUCGGCCGAGUCGUUCGGCUCUGUCUUUCAACGUACCUUUCGUGCAUUCUGGUGCGCUUAACUUGACUUACAAGCUGAGUGGCGUUCCCACAUUCCAAGACGAUGGAUCUCGUGCGUGGGUAGAGCUGGAAAUCCGCGACGCUGGCGAUAGUACCACGAAAUCCAAGAAGGAAGCGGAUAUUCCUAGUGCUCCUGGAAGCUAUGACUUGGACGGCAGCAGCAGUGGAGCAGGUGAGAACAAGAAUGUUGUUCACUUGCUUCACGGUGGGGAGAAUGGCACGUUCACUGAGAUUAUCCCGGUCAAUGUGACGACUUCAUUGGUCAAAGAAUUCGCAUUUGUAGUGCGCUCUACUAGUGCGGAAGGCAAGCGUGCGAUCGAGGCGAAAGUGACGUAUCUAGGCUUUACGGGCACUCAAGAAGGCGCUGGUGUGAGCUGUGAUAGCUGUCCGUCCGGAUAUGAACCGGUUAACUCGGAUGAUGACUCGCAAAUGAGCUGUCGUAUCUGCCCAGCUGGUACGUUCGCAGAAGCUGGAGACUCAACUGGGAUCGUCGCGUGUGCUGAGUGUCCAGCCAAUACGUACUCGAAAGAAGGAGCUUCGCAGUGUACUCCAUGUGGCGAGAACACGUACAGUAGUCCCGGUGCAGUGGCCUGUGCUGCUCCCCAAGCACUAACACUGAAUGCUAGUGCGUCAUCGGAAUCAGUGAUGCUGUCUUCGUCAGCGUCGUCUGAUGCCGUGUCUUCGGCGCUUAGUGGUCUGCAGGUGACGUACAAUUUGUCACUUCUCGAGGCGCUAGUGUGGGGUAAUGAGAGCUGGAUUUUGGACGAUACGGUGUACGGGAACUCGACGAGCUUGCAGUCUAUUAAGCCAGUGGAGUCGUCGAUGGCUUUCCAGGCUGACGGCCAGAAUUACUGGUUCGCAGGGCUGUUCCGUCCUCUUGGAAGUGGCUGGUUGGAGCAAGUACCUGGUCAGAUUGUGGACCAAGAAGUAGACACAACGAAGGAGGUGGCUCAUGUGGUUUUCGCUACUAUGGUUAACCCUCGUGAAGCUGGCCGAUACUUCCAACAGAACAGCGGAGUCUACGGCAACGUCAUGUGCUCCGCUCCAUCGCAAUGGAAACUCGUGAAUGGUGGCAGUCAUAUGGAUAUUUUACCGCUGGAGUCUGGUGCUGGUGUCAAGGUAUCCUUCACUAACGGAUCCCCUUGUGUUAACGGCAAGACGAUGUCCACUACAUUCAAUUUUGAAUGUGAUCUUAACAGCGGUAAGCAUGAUGAACCCAUCAAUUAA
Phytophthora nicotianae INRA-310 is the source of this 1872-nucleotide messenger RNA. RefSeq lists its product as hypothetical. NCBI's taxonomy places the organism in Eukaryota, Oomycota, Peronosporomycetes, Peronosporales, Peronosporaceae. The record is from RefSeq and is a predicted model, not a curated record. The transcript has 2 exons. Bases 1 to 1872 code for a protein of 623 amino acids.